UCGUUACUUCGUUUAGGUGCAUAUCCCAAAGAUGAGGAUAUUGAAGACGUCCUUUAUUUCCUUGUGGAUGCUUACAACAAAUAUAAUGACGAACAGAUUGGGUAUGAUGAAAUUGAUUGGGACAAACUCACUAUUGACGUUCGACAAAUAAUUUCUGGCAUUAAUUUUGUUGAUUCAUCUCAGACUGAUGAUCAGCAUGUGAUUUUGAUUCUCGACAAAAAUGUUCAAAUGCUACCAUGGGAAAGUUUACCAUGCUUGCGGUCUCAAGCUGUUUCGCGAUUGCCAUCCCUGUCAUUUUUAAGAGAUCGCAUAAUGUUUAUGAAUCAUAUCAAUAAUCAACAAUGCGAAUCGAACAUUUCGAACUACGUUAUUGAUCAACGCAAGGCCUUUUAUGUUCUCAAUCCGAGGUGGGAUGGAGUUAUUAGUCGCCCUCCUUUUGAACAGGAAUGCAAAAAUGGUUUGGCAAAUAAUGACCUUUAUAUGUAUGUAUUACAACAGCAAUAUAUUCGAAGUCAUCGUAUUAGAGCCCUUGACCGUUGUGCAGUUACACUGUUAUUUGGAUGUAGUAGUGGCCAUUUGUGUGAUGGAGGAGAGUUUGACCCAUCGG
Molecule: messenger RNA, 607 nt
Organism: Racocetra fulgida
Lineage: Eukaryota; Fungi; Glomeromycota; Glomeromycetes; Diversisporales; Gigasporaceae
Source: the annotation of a GenBank genome assembly